This is a messenger RNA of Aspergillus lentulus, 336 nucleotides long. RefSeq lists its product as uncharacterized. The record is from RefSeq and is a predicted model, not a curated record. NCBI's taxonomy places the organism in Eukaryota, Fungi, Ascomycota, Eurotiomycetes, Eurotiales, Aspergillaceae.
AUGGCACCGAAUCUUGCUAAAUCCACGCUUGAGCUUAUCCAUGACAUGAUCAGCAGUGGUGAAGUAACUACCUCCCAGAUAGCUCAAGCUGCUGGCUGCAGCAAACGCGCAAUCCUCAGGAUCCAGUCGAAUCUGCGGGUUUUCGGUCCCAUGAAAGCUCCUCCCCGGCCGCGAAGCAUCACACCGGUCAUGUUAGAGGCCUUGGGCGACCAUCUGUCUGAGAAACCGGACUCCUACCUUUCUGAGAUGGAACUGUUCUUGCUAGAUGAAUUCGACGUAUCCAUUCCCAAAUCCAUGAUUAGCGACGCCCUGCAUCGACAAGGGUGGUCAAAGUAG